UAGGAUGCUUGUCCUGUGUGUACCCCUCCCAGCCUGCCAAGUGCCUGAUUCCUUGUAAUUAAUUUAACACCUUGAAUGAAGAUCUGCAGUCUCCUGCCCUGCGCUGCUUCUCUUUAGUCGCUCAUUGCUGAGCUGCAAAGAGCCAGGGAGGGUGCCCGGGUCACAGCCCCUUGGUCAAUGAUUGUAAUCAAUCAAUCCCUGAAUAAGGGAGAAGGAGGGGGGGGAGACACAGGGAGUGUGGCAGCCACAGAGAGGAUUUUUUCAGCCAGGGAGACACAGAGGAGCAACCAGCGGGGGAAUUUCAUGCUGCUAAAGGGGAGAUUUUCAUUCAACAUUCGACCCAACCAUGGACUUCCAUAGAUGUAUGUGGUAUUAAUAUAAUGAAGUAGCGGAUUUAGCGGCCGUUGGGCGCGCCAUGCUUGCCUGUCUCGAUUGCUCCUGUACUCUGUGAAUUGCUCAUGUCUAUGAGAAAGAAGCAUGGCACAUGGAAUUCCCUCUCAAGGAAAAGUCACUAUAACUGUGGACGAAUACAGUUCCAAUCCCACCCAGGCGUUCACACACUACAACAUUAACCAAAGCAGGUUCCAGCCGCCGCAUGUUCACAUGGUAGACCCCAUCCCAUAUGACACUCCCAAACCAGCCGGCCACACGCGUUUUGUCUGUGUAUCGGACACCCACUCCAGGACAGAUGGUAUCCAGAUGCCGUAUGGGGACAUCCUACUUCACACGGGCGAUUUCACCGAGCUGGGCCUGCCAUCUGAGGUUAAGAAGUUUAAUGACUGGCUGGGCACCUUACCCUACGAAUAUAAAAUAGUGAUUGCCGGGAAUCAUGAACUGACUUUUGAUAAAGAAUUCAUGGCCGACCUGGUUAAACAGGAUUACUACCGGUUCCCUUCUGUUUCCAAAUUGAAGCCGGAAGAUUUUGAUAAUGUGCAAACGCUGCUCACUAACAGUAUUUACCUGCAAGAUUCAGAAGUCACGGUGAAAGGGUUCCGGAUAUACGGCGCGCCCUGGACGCCUUGGUUUAACGGAUGGGGAUUUAAUCUGCCGAGAGGUCAGUCUUUACUUGACAAGUGGAACCUCGUCCCAGAAGGCAUCGAUAUCCUAAUGACUCAUGGGCCCCCACUAGGUUUUCGAGACUGGGUGCCCAAGGAGUUGCAGAGGGUGGGAUGCGUAGAGCUUCUCAACACGGUGCAGAGGAGGGUCAGGCCCAAGCUGCAUGUGUUUGGUGGAAUCCAUGAAGGUUACGGGAUUAUGACCGACGGUUACACAACGUACGUCAAUGCCUCAACGUGUACAGUCAGCUUCCAGCCAAUCAACCCGCCAAUUAUUUUUGACCUUCCCAACCCCCAAGUAUCAUGAAGGCCACCGAUGCACAGAUGAAAACAGGAAGGUCUUAAAAAAAAAAAAAAGCUGCCAUUUUUUUUAAUUGUAAAAAAAUAAACGCACUGUUGUUGUUUGAUUUUUUUUUUUUUUUCAAAUUUAUGUAUUUUUUUUAAUUACCGAAAAAAAUUCUUUAAAAAGAAAAAAAAGAAAAACAUUAAAAUGUUGUUAAAUAAAUUUGCCAUUGUACAUACGGGAUGUCCCAGUGGACUCAACAAAUGUAUUAAAUGCUGGAUACGAAAUGGAAAUUUAAGUUAUAAAAUCGAAUUUAGGUAAAAAACUGGGUAACAACUGUAUAUGGGCAAUAUUCACCCAGAAGUGCUUCUCUGUGCAGAUAGAGGGUUACAGAAUGUCAUAUUAUACAUGGGAAUUGCCCCAUGAAGUGCCCAUCACUUUAGUUUUUGUCCCUCCGUGCCCUGGUUGGUCAUCCAUGGACCACGUUGUACUUAUCCUAUGGACAGUUCCAUAAGGAAAACCUCUUCUGAUAUGGGCUUUUCUCAUUGAAUUGACCAUAGGAUAAGCACAAUAUAGUCCAUGGGAUGACCAGUAAAGGUGCCCAUACACGGGCCAAUUGUAGCAGCCGAUAUGGGUCCCUUAGACCGAUUUGGCAGCUUAUCGGCCUGUGUAUGGGCACUACCGACGGGCCUGCCCGACCAAUAUCUGGCCUGAAAUUGUCCAGAUCUCGAUCAAGCAGGUUAAAAAAUCUAGUCGGAUCAGGGACCGCAUCGGCUCGUUGAUGCGGUUCCCGAACUGACUGCGCCUAUUACCGGCGUUCUAAUUCAAUUGUUUGGCCCCAGGGCCAAAUGACCGAAUUAGCCUAAAUUCGCCCAAUAUUGUCCACCCGUAGGUGGGGGAUAUUGGGAUAAGAUCGAGGUCGCCAAGCGAGCAGAUCUUAACGUGUAUGGCCACCUUAAGUCUGUAGACAGACAAAAAUAAAAGACGAUGGGCAUAAAAAAAUCCACAGUAGUUGAUCAGCUUUAGGUAUAGACUAGAACAGACAGUGACAAGAUGGUGGCCUCUUACUUAUUCUAUGGGCAGUCACACUGCUCUGGCCACCAUGUGAUCUAAUCAUUAGCUCCAGGGAUUUAGACAAGGUGGAUUUGGCCCCUUUUAUCAGUAGAUCCACUGGCGGUCAGAUUUGAGCUGCCAAUUUGGUCUCUUUCUAGCUGUGUAUGGGGCUCCAUCUGACUACUGAAACCAUCCAAAUAACUAUGGGGCAGGUAUAAAAGUCCUCUUGGGACAUGGACUUCAUCCGGCCUCUCCCAACAGCCUGCAGUUACCUUUGUUAUUAUUGGUCUGAGGGCCAAAUGAUUGGAUCAUAACUAUACUGCCCAGCACAAGGUGGCCAUAUCAGGGAAAGAUCCUCUGGUUUGUCGACCUUGCCAUACAAGUGGAUCUUUAAGUGUAUGGCCAUCUUUAGCUGUGUGAAGGAAGUAAAGUUUAAAAGGAAAAAACACCAAGGAAAUUAUAUGCAGUUCUAUCUAGAAUGCUCUAUACAUAGAAGGGAGCCCACAGGGGGUACAUAGUAAGGGUGUAGGGCAAGAUGGUGGCUCCAACAGUGCAACCCUAAAGCACUUCUGAAGGUUCUACACCCACCCAUAGUUGAAAGCUCUUCUGUGGGCUCCAAACUGAAGCUCAACAUCAGUCGAAGGCCCCCUCGUUUUAUUGGGGUUCCAUUGCUACUAAACAGCCCAGGUGCCAUCAUAGAAAAAGACUCGUUGUUCCCUACUAGGAAACUCCUUCAUACAAUGACGGUUUCCUUCUCGCCUUAUUGCUCUGGGCAGGGCCACCGCUCCCGUGUCCACGUGUAUUUAGGGUAACAAAUUUUUUGUAAAAAAAAAUAAUGAAAUCUGUUUUGUUUUUUUUGUAAUGUGUGUAUUUUUAUUAAAUUAUUUUAUCAUUAAUUAAUAUUGGGGAUGGAAAGCUGUACAAAAUUGGGUGUCAUGCAGUUCCGCAUGUAAAUUCAGACUUCUUUUAAACAUGGAUUUAUAUAUACGAGUAUUUUUUGUGCAUUGAAAGAAAAACGAGGGAAUCGAUAUUGGUAGCAUGGCGUCUUCAGAAUAAAUGCUGUAACGCACUCAGCAAUGGUAACGGAUGGGGGCACGUGGGCAAGUAGCCUUCAUCUGCUGAAGACGCCUCCAGUUUUAGGCAUGUAUAGAAAAAUAAUACAAUCAAGCCAAAAAAAAAUGGCGCCGUUGCUCUUUUCUUUUUUUAUUUGGAGCAAUUCUUCCCCUUUAUUAUGUUGCACUGGGUGUAAAUGCAAUCUCGCUGGCACAAACAAUGUUGCAAAUGGCUCUUUCCGUUUCCAACCUCUGUAAAUGCUUUUUUUUUUUGUUUGUUUGUUUUUUUUUUUGUCCUAUUUUAUUUGUUUAUUUUUACCUUGGUCAUGGAACUUAGGGAAAAAAACAAGUUGUUUCUUUUAAAUUUAUUGUGAUAUUAUUAUAUAUAUUUAGCGCCUUUAUAUGCAAAUAAAAUUGCAAGAUUUUUAAUGA
Molecule: messenger RNA, 3875 nt
Organism: Xenopus tropicalis (tropical clawed frog)
Lineage: Eukaryota; Metazoa; Chordata; Amphibia; Anura; Pipidae
Gene: mpped2
Product: metallophosphoesterase domain containing 2
Exons: 7
Coding region: 478-1362 (294 amino acids)
Molecular function (GO): hydrolase activity
Source: RefSeq, a predicted model, not a curated record